Messenger RNA from Hipposideros armiger (great roundleaf bat), 2053 nucleotides. It is a transcript of the gene ERI1, whose product is annotated as exoribonuclease 1. Gene Ontology annotation, cellular component: cytoplasm; nucleolus. Lineage: Eukaryota; Metazoa; Chordata; Mammalia; Chiroptera; Hipposideridae. The record is from RefSeq and is a predicted model, not a curated record. The coding region runs from base 147 to 1196 and encodes 349 amino acids. The transcript has 7 exons. Gene Ontology annotation, molecular function: 3'-5'-RNA exonuclease activity; nucleic acid binding.
UGGGAGGUGUCCGCUCGAUUUGUGUGGACGCCGCCGCGGGAACGCGAGCCGGUAAUUUUUCGACGGAGAAAGGCGAGGCUUUUGGACUUGGCCGAGUGAGAGUGAGUGUCAGGCUCCAGCAGGUCUCUUCUUACUUGAUACCCGGCAUGGAGGAUGAGCAGAGCAAACAGCCUGGCGGCGAGGCCGUGGCUCCCGCGCGGCAGCAGUCGCCGCGGUCGGAGUCCGGGGAGGAGCGGCAGCAUCCGCAUCCCGAGAAAAAGCAACGAUGUCGAUUUGAUGGCCAAGAAACAAAAGGAUCUAAGUUCAUUACCUCCAAUUCCAGUGAUUUCAGUGACCCAGUUUAUAAAGAGAUUGCUAUUACGAAUGGCUGCAUUAAUAGAAUGAGUAAGGAAGAACUCAGAGCUAAACUUUCAGAAUUCAAGCUUGAAACCAGGGGAGUAAAGGAUGUACUAAAGAAGAGGCUGAAAAACUAUUAUAAGAAGCAGAAGCUGAUGUUGAAAGAAGGCAAUUGUGCUGACAGUUAUUAUGACUACAUUUGUAUUAUUGACUUCGAAGCCACUUGUGAAGAGGGUAACCCCCCUGAAUUCAUACAUGAAAUAAUUGAAUUUCCUGUUGUUUUACUGAAUACUCAUACCUUAGAAAUAGAAGAUACGUUUCAGCAGUAUGUGAGACCAGAGAUUAACACACAACUUUCUGAUUUCUGCAUCAGUCUAACUGGAAUUACUCAGGAUCAGGUAGACGAAGCUGAUACCUUCCCUCAGGUACUGAAGAAAGUAAUUGACUGGAUGAAAGUGAAGGAAUUAGGAACAAAGUAUAAAUAUUGUAUAUUAACAGAUGGUUCAUGGGAUAUGAGUAAGUUCCUGAACAUUCAGUGCCAGCUAAGCAGGCUCAAAUAUCCUCCUUUUGCUAAAAAGUGGAUCAAUAUUCGCAAGUCAUAUGGAAACUUUUACAAGGUUCCUAGAAGCCAAACCAAACUAACAAUAAUGCUUGAAAAACUAGGAAUGGAUUAUGAUGGGCGGCCUCACAGUGGUCUUGAUGACUCGAAGAACAUUGCCCGAAUAGCAGUUCGAAUGCUUCAGGAUGGAUGUGAACUCCGAAUUAAUGAGAAAAUUCAUGCAGGACAGCUAAUGAGUGUGUCCUCCUCACUACCAAUAGAGGGCACUCCACCUCCACAAAUGCCACAUUCUAGAAAAUAGCUUUUUUGCCCUUUGGCUCAUGGAUUAUUCACUCUAACUGGAGUUGCUACAAUGAGGUAGCAGAUGAAUACUUAUUGAAUUAGUCUUGCGGUGUAAAAUUUAAGCACCUUAAACAUUUAAAAUCUUAUUAACAAUUAUAGAUACAUAUAUGUAUGUGAACAGAUUCUCUGGGGAGGGCAUGUUGAAUUAUUUGUCACCAGCACUUUUGAUAUGAGCAGCAUUUGUUACACAGUAACACUUCCUGCUUAGAAACGAAUUUUAUAAUUUAAGGUGUCCAAGAUAUGAUCCAUUUGGUUUUAAAUGCAAAAGUUUAUUGGCUCUCACUUUGAAUGUCAUCUCUUAUUGAUGUUAAAAUAUACAGUGUAUUUCUACAUUAACAUCAUUAGAUCAAAUCCUUUCUUAAAAUGAAGAUUGGAAGGUGGGACUUUGGGUUUUAAGAAUACUAUAGUUCUUUUGAUUUUUGAAGUUUAUAUGUGAAGUUCAGCUGUAUGUGAUGAAUUUCAUGAAGUACUUGGUAUACAUAAUCUACCUACGUUUUUUCAAUUCAUAAUUGGAAGACGUCAUAGGUUAUAGGGUCUGCUUAAAAAUUCAGAUGAGCUUAACGGAAAGUCAGAAGAAAAUACCAUUUAAAGGCAUAUAAGGGCUGUAGCUCAAACUUUCUAAUACAUAGAUAAAUUAGUGAGGUUUUGGGGCUUGGCUUUUGGUGUCCCUCCUCCUUGUGACAUAUCUGCCCUAAUUCUUAAAUCUAAGAAAUGAUGUUUUGAAGUAGACUUAAAAUUAAGGAUUAUCACUUAAUUUUGCAUUUGUAUCAAUGUUAUGAGUAAGGUUAAUAAAGUUAAAUAAUGCUUUCUACCAUA